This is a messenger RNA of Nicotiana tabacum (common tobacco), 2451 nucleotides long. Its product is annotated as putative sodium/metabolite cotransporter BASS4, chloroplastic. The record is from RefSeq and is a predicted model, not a curated record. Lineage: Eukaryota; Viridiplantae; Streptophyta; Magnoliopsida; Solanales; Solanaceae. Gene Ontology annotation, cellular component: chloroplast envelope.
UGGGAUUACAAUACUAUCCAGAUGUGGGCGGAUACUAGUUACAUGUUGAGUUGCACUAAUUCCACCCCAAUGGCGAUGGCGGGAACACUCCAAAUCCUACUCCUCAAUCCUCAAAAUGGGCGGCGUCCUCAUCUUCCGACGACCCAAACCCACUUCCCUUUUUCCAGAAUUAGCAGCAACAGAAACAUCAACAGGUCACAGCUUCUCAUUAGAGCCACUUCACAACACUCAAAUCAGGGAAGUGGUAGUGGAGACCAACUUCCACGGGCUACUGCGAAAUCAAACUCAAAUUGGGUAAAACCAAUUUGGAGUUUUGUAUCAAACAACUUUUUGCCUUUAGCUUUAAUUGGUGGAGUAACAUUAGGGCUUGUUAAUCCCACACUUGGUUGUCUUGCUGAUAGAUAUUAUCUGUCCAAAUUUAGCACUUUUGGGAUAUUUAUAAUCUCAGGGCUCACAUUGCGUAGUGAUGAAGUAGGUGCUGCUGUUGAAGCUUGGCCUGUUGGUAUUUUUGGUCUCGUUUCCAUUUUGUUCUUCACUCCUUUAUUUUCCAAGAUUAUUAUGCUGCUAAAGCUUCAACCUCAAGAAUUCGUCACAGGGUUGGCUAUAUUUAGUUGUAUGCCCACAACACUAUCUAGUGGAGUGGCACUAACUCGGUUAGCAGGAGGAAACUCUGCUCUCGCUCUGGCGAUGACUUUAAUAUCAAACCUUUUAGGAAUUCUGAUUAUACCUUUUUCAAUCUCUAAGCUCAUAGCUACUGGGGUUGGUGUGUCUGUCCCGGCUGAGCGGUUGUUUAGAAGCCUUGUUUUCACUCUUUUAGUUCCUCUUCUCGUAGGGAAGGCUUUACGAGAAUGUUUCAAAGGUGUGGCUGAGUUUUCUGAUCGAAAUCGUAAGCUUUUGGCAAUGUUGAGUUCUCUCCUCCUAAGUUUAGCCCCGUUUAUACAAGUGAGCAGAUCGAGGUCACUGCUUUUAUUGGUUAAGCCAGAAGUUUUUCUUCUGGCUGUUGUGUUAGGAGUGCUUCUGCAUCUCAUCCUCUUUGCUUUUAAUGCUCUGGCAAUAACAUUACUUUCCACUACUUCAACAUCUUUUUCAAAGAAGGAAAAUAUUAGUGCUCUUUUACUUGUUGCAAGCCAGAAAACUUUGCCUGUAAUGGUAGCAGUAGUGGAACAGCUCGGAAAUGCUCUUGGUGAAUCUGGUUUGCUGGUUCUUCCCUGCGUAGCCGCACAUUUGAACCAGAUCAUCUUGGACUCUUUGUUGGUGAACUUUUGGCUUCAAAAAGAUCGUGCUUCGGGUAAUCUGAAGACUGCUUAAGAUCAUCUCAAGUUCCCAGAUGGUAGGUGCUGCACACAAGAAGGAAUAAUUCACAUGUAAGUCAUUGAAGUCUAGAACUUCUAAUAGCGAUACUUAUUUUUCUGAUGAAGUUCCAAUGGUAGUAGCCUCAUUAACCUGGAAAGAUCAUCUGUAUAAUCUCUCCAUGAUAGUGAAGCUGAUGUAAAAUAACCAUCUUAUUGAAUUUAACAAUACUUAUGUUUCACACAAAAAGAAUAAAAACACGACCCUCUAACUUGCCCCAUUUUUCAUUUAGAUAUCUGUACUAAGGGUUGUACCUAUUGAACACCUAAACUCAAGCAAAAUUGUGUCUAUUAGGCACAUCUUGCACAGUUUUUGGCCCAAUCUUGGAGCGUCUCGCCAAACGCCUCCUUUGUGGAGUCUGGAGAGUUAACCAAUUAAAACAUUCCACCAUUUUAACUUAACACAUCAGAUAUAACUCUAGGAAAAUGUCGACCUGCUACUUUUUGGAGGAAAAGUUCUGGUCCAGCAAAAGCUUGGAGAGAUAAACUCCCAAAUUCCAUCCUUUCCUACUUAAAUUCAUCCAAUCAAACUCAAGAUCAUUUUAGUCUCCGAUAACCACCACAUUCCUCGUCGUUGCAAAACUCAGUCUUAACUCCUACCUGUUCCUCAUCGAUUAACCCCACAGUCAACACUGCUCCAUUUUCGUCAGUCAACAACAACUACAACAAAUCCAAUGUAAUCCCACAAGUGGGGUCUGGGGAGGGUAAUGUAUAAAUCUUACCCCUACCUUGUGUAGGUAGAGAGGUUGUUUCUGCUGGACCCUCGGCUCAAGAAAAGCAUAUUUCAAUCUCUGUCGGUCGUGGUGAUUAAAAUUCCUCAAAUGCAAAACCCUUUAACACUUAACAAGAAAUUCUCUAACUACACCCUAUAGUGGCCAUGGAAACUGAAACAUUUAUGUGGGUUUUUGGUUUCUGAUGGUGUGUUGCUGGGAGAAAUAUAAACAGAAAAAUAAAGAAAUAGCCAAGAACCAAGGAAAGAAGUGGGUGGAAAUAGAAGUGAAAACAUCUUGUAAUUGUUGUUUUCAUCUUAAUUAGUUUAGUUAUCUUGUUUCCGUGUAAAUGUUUCAGCACCUUCGGAUGAAUCUAUUUGUUGUUUUUUUUU